Perognathus longimembris pacificus (Pacific pocket mouse) is the source of this 3418-nucleotide messenger RNA. RefSeq names its product prostaglandin E receptor 4 (gene Ptger4). Gene Ontology annotation, molecular function: prostaglandin E receptor activity. The transcript has 3 exons. The record is from RefSeq and is a predicted model, not a curated record. NCBI's taxonomy places the organism in Eukaryota, Metazoa, Chordata, Mammalia, Rodentia, Heteromyidae. Gene Ontology annotation, cellular component: plasma membrane. Bases 597 to 2072 code for a protein of 491 amino acids. Gene Ontology annotation, biological process: adenylate cyclase-activating G protein-coupled receptor signaling pathway; negative regulation of inflammatory response; inflammatory response.
CCGUGCCGGAGCCCCAGCUACGAAGUCCGGCCGCACGAGAGGAAGAUGAACAGCCCCAGGUCAGAGCCUCAGGCCGAGCGGACACCGAGCCGACCCCAGGGCUCCGCGAGCGGCCUCAGCGACACGCACCAGCUCCGGUAGCCGUGCGUUCUGCCGCCUCGGGGGAGGAGGGCGGCUGGAGCCGCGGACCCGCGUUCCGAGCCACCUGCGCGCGCGGCUGCACACCUGGGAGCUGCCGGGGCCCGGCGGACCGCGUCUGCGGGCUGUCUGCCCAGGCCGACACUCGCCGCAGAAGAAAGGAGGGUGGGGGGAAUUAAAGAAGAAACCCAAGACCAGUCUUUAUUGAUCCACCCGAGGUCCCUCUUUGCUCUUCAAGUUUCUGAAAGCUCAUCGCAGUUCCGGAAAAGUGGCCGUCGCUGACAGCCGGCUCGGAGAAGGCAGCAGGCGGGGCGAGGUCCUGGGCGAGCCGGGCGAGGCUGAAGGCAAGCUGGAGGGGGUGUGAGCUCGGGGAUCUCCCCUGGGCUGCUCCCCCGCGGCGCAUCGCUCCAGACCCAACUCCUUCCACCCGCCAAGGCUGCACCAGGCCGCCCGCCGUCAUGUCCACCCCGGGGGUCAACACGUCCGCUUCCCCCUCCGCGGCCGAGCGGCUCAACAGCCCGGUGACCAUCCCCGCGGUGAUGUUCAUCUUCGGGGUGGUGGGCAACCUGGUGGCCAUCGUGGUCCUGUGCAAAUCGCGCAAGGAGCAGAAGGAGACGACGUUUUACACGCUGGUGUGCGGCCUGGCCGUCACUGACCUGCUGGGCACGUUGCUCGUGAGCCCGGUGACCAUCGCCACGUACAUGAAAGGCCAGUGGCCCGGGGAGCAGCCGCUGUGCGAUUACAGCACCUUCAUCCUCCUCUUCUUCGGCCUGUCGGGGCUCAGCAUCAUCUGCGCCAUGAGCAUCGAGCGCUACCUGGCCAUCAACCACGCCUACUUCUACAGCCACUACGUGGACAAGCGGCUGGCCGGCCUCACGCUCUGCGCCGUCUAUGUAUCCAACGUGCUGUUCUGCGCGCUGCCCAGCAUGGGCCUGGGCCACUCGCAGCGCCAGUACCCGGGCACCUGGUGCUUCAUCGACUGGACCACCAACGUGACGGCCUACGCCGCCUUCUCCUACAUGUACGCGGGCUUCAGCUCCUUCCUCAUCCUCGCCACCGUGCUGUGCAACGUGCUGGUGUGCGGCGCGCUGCUCCGCAUGCACCGCCAGUUCAUGCGCCGCACCUCGCUGGGCACCGAGCAGCACCACGCGGCCGCCGCCGCCGCCGCCGCCGCCGCCUCGGCCGCCGGCCGGGCUCACCCCGCCGCGUCCCCCGCCCUGCCGCGCCUCGGCGACUUCCGCCGCCGUCGGAGCUUCCGUCGCAUCGCGGGCGCCGAGAUCCAGAUGGUCAUCCUGCUCAUCGCCACCUCGCUGGUGGUGCUCAUCUGCUCCAUCCCGCUGGUGGUGCGAGUGUUCAUCAAUCAGUUGUAUCAGCCCGCGGUGGUGCGCGACAUCAGCAAGAACCCAGACCUACAGGCCAUCCGCAUCGCCUCGGUGAACCCCAUCCUGGACCCCUGGAUUUACAUCCUGCUGCGGAAGACGGUGCUCAGCAAGGCCAUGGAGAAGAUCAAGUGCCUCUUCUGCCGCCUGGGCGGCUCGCGCGGGGAGCCCUCGGGCCCGCCCUGCUCCGAGGCCCGGAGGACGUCGUCGGGCCUGUCGCACGCCUCGCGCUCCUUCCUGGCGCGCGAGCUGCAGGAGCUCAGCAGCACGUCGCAGACGCUCCUGUGCCUGCCCGAGCUGAGCGACAGCGCCCCGGGCGGCCGGACGCUGCUCCCGGGCGCGCCGGCCGGCAGCCUGCCCCGCGCCCACAGCAGCUCGCUGAGGACCUUGCGGAUGUCCGACACCUCCGACUCCUCGCAGGGCCCCGACUCCGACAGCGUCCUGCUGGUGGACGAGCUGGGGGCGCCCAGGCCCGUGGGGCCUGCCCCCAAAGGCAGCGCCCUGCAGGUCACCCUGCCCACCUUCCCACUGAACGCGGCUGAAAAAUGUAUAUAGUUACCAAAGGGGGCGGGGGGGGGGGGGAGGAUCCGGGGGGGAUCCAUGCAGCACUGAUCCUGGAACUAAUCAAAUCAAAUAAGUCCUGUGCAAUAGACACGUCGUGGAAGUGCUCAGCCAUGCUGGGAAGGGCCGCCGGGCCUGCUGCGCACACACUGGAGAAGGCCCAGGCCCAAGCUGCCAAAUGAUUGACAGGAGUCCAGAGGCUAGAAGCAUGGGUCCUCCCCCCCCCCCCCCCACACACACACACCCCAACCGUGGUCACUUGGGGGUGGCAGUCACCACUGGAUGGCUGAACCCGGUUAUCCACCGGCUGGGAGGAUGGGGGACGUGAUGCUAUUUUUCUUAACACCAAGAACUUCUCAUGGGCACACAUCAGAGGGCUCUAUGCCAGUAAACGGUGGCUGAUUUGAAGUGUCUCACUAAAGCAUGAAAUGUGAAUUUUUAUCAUUGUAAAUAUGGUUUAAGGUAUUUAUUUUCUUCUCUGUGAGAAGGUUGAUUGUUAAUACAAGGUAUAAUUAAAUGAUGGUAACCCCUCUCUUGUCAGUGUAACCAGCUGCAGUCUCCGGUGUUAUUUUCUUUUUCUCUCUUUUUCCAUAAACAACCAAGGAAUUUGUGGAAGAUUUGAUUAAAUGAACAUCUAUAAAAUAGAUGUUUCUAAGAGUUUGGUAUUAUUGAAAAAAUAAAAGAUUGUUUAAUAUGUGAAAAUUGCAGUCUAAAAUAUAAUUAUUUCCAAGCUAUAGAGAAUAGUUUUUUAAACAAAGAUUUUAGUGUCAUUACCUUUAUUUAUCCAGAGAAUUGUGAUUUCAGAACUUAAUGCCCUGGUAAAUAUUUUCAAUGUUUGUCUCUGCUGAUUGGUACUUUUAAAAAUGUAAUGUAAUUUGUUCUCAAAAAUUUAGUAGUUUCCCCAUAACUGAAGUGUAUAAUACAGACACCAAAAUGUCUAGGCAGGUUUUUCUCCCCCUAACAGUGUGCAUAGUCUUAUGUGCUUGAGGAAUGACCUAGAACAACCUUUAAAAUGUAAGAGGAAGACAAGUUGCCCCACAAAUACCUUCGAGUUGUGGGAGAAUGUUGGGCAUGGUUAAAUUCACAACAUGUAUGUGUCUGAAGAGUUGAUGUGUAUAAGGUUCAGCACUUGUACAGUUUGGGAUGACACCCUGUAUGCUGCACAGAUAUUUGAAGAGCUGUUAUCAAAGAAUAUUAAGCAUGUUUUGUUCCUGAAAGUGUUUUUGUGAAUUGGUUGGUUGUGACAGAGUUCUGAGCCUGAUAGUGACAUGAUGUUAAGAAGCAGUUGUUACAAUUGAAAUUGUUUUGGAGGUGACAGUAAAUAAAUGCGUUCAAUCUAA